Messenger RNA from Scatophagus argus, 3469 nucleotides. It is a transcript of the gene sult4a1, whose product is annotated as sulfotransferase family 4A, member 1. NCBI's taxonomy places the organism in Eukaryota, Metazoa, Chordata, Actinopteri, Scatophagidae. The transcript is spliced from 7 exons. The record is from RefSeq and is a predicted model, not a curated record. Gene Ontology annotation, molecular function: sulfotransferase activity. Gene Ontology annotation, cellular component: cytoplasm. Gene Ontology annotation, biological process: sulfation. The coding region runs from base 594 to 1448 and encodes 284 amino acids.
AAAAUACAAUUUACAUAGAAGAUUAUUCAGUGUAUUAUGGAAUUGGGUUACGGAAAGCUUUUAUGUAGUAGCACUGUGUGAUAUAGUGCUGAUCAUUUUUAUAAACUCAUUGUUCAAUAUCACAUACACUUACAAGACCCAGUGACGAUUUAUGUAGGAACAUGGAAAUGAGGUGGCCGUGUGCACUAUAAGAGCAGAGGACUAUAACAUAAUAUUAUUGGAUAUUGCAGCAGUUUUAUGGUAACAGUUUUUUCCGGGGUACGUAGGUCUAUAUGUGUUGGGAAGCAUCCUUCCUCUGCGGGCGCGCGCGCAUCCUCGGGCCCGGCCAGAGUGGUCCUGAUGCUGGGACUCGUGCACGCACGCAUUACAUCACUUCUCUCCCGCGCGAUUGGCUGUAGGUCACCUCGUCCGCCUGCCGUAGCAGCAUCCACCGUGAGCUUGAAACAUCACGGACGAGCGGCAGCGGCGUUUCAAAUCAACCUCAUCACCGUCAUCUUCAUCUUUGAUUCCAUUUGAAAAGAAAAGAAAAGAAAAACUGUUCACGUGGGUGUGCGCGUGUUUUCUUCUUCUUGCGCUGGCGGCUCGUUUCGAGGAUGGCCGAGAGCGAGGCAGACACGCCGAGCACGCCGAUUGAGUUUGAAAGCAAAUACUUCGAGUUUGAUGGAGUGCGGCUGCCGCCCUUCUGCAGAGGGAAGAUGGAGGAGAUUGCCAACUUCUCCCUCAGAAGUAGCGACAUAUGGAUUGUCACCUACCCAAAGUCAGGCACCAGUUUACUUCAGGAGAUUGUGUACCUAGUGAGUCAGGGAGCAGACCCUGAUGAGAUCGGCCUCAUGAACAUCGAUGAACAACUGCCUGUCUUAGAGUACCCCCAACCUGGCCUGGACAUCAUACAGGAGCUGACAUCCCCUCGUCUAAUCAAAAGCCAUCUUCCCUAUCGCUUUCUCCCCACAGCCCUGCACAAUGGAGAGGCCAAGGUGAUCUACAUGGCUCGUAACCCUAAGGACCUGGUGGUGUCCUACUACCAGUUCCACCGCUCUCUCAGGACCAUGAGCUACCGGGGAACUUUUCAAGAGUUCUGCCGACGCUUCAUGAAUGACAAGCUGGGAUAUGGUUCCUGGUUUGAACACGUUCAGGAAUUUUGGGAACAUCGUAUGGACUCUAAUGUCCUCUUCUUGAAAUAUGAAGACAUGUACAAGGAUCUGGGGACAUUUGUGGAACAGUUAGCCCGAUUCCUGGGUGUUUCCUGUGACAAGGCUCAGCUGGAGGGCAUGGUGGAGAGUUGCAACCAGCUCAUCGAGCAGUGCUGCAACUCAGAGGCGCUGUCCAUCUGCAGGGGUCGUGUGGGUCUGUGGAAGGACGUCUUCACAGUGUCUAUGAACGAAAAGUUUGACACGGUGUACAGACAGAAGAUGGGCAAGUCUGACCUGACCUUCGACUUCUGCCUGUGAGGGGCGCCCUCCCCCCCCCGCACCACCUCCCUACUCUCCACUCCACUGUCCUUCUUCAGUACAGUUGACAAGUGCGCACCUCCUGCCAAAAUCCAUGCUCCUACAUCUCCAUUUGGUCUGAAGUUUGAUGGCACAGUCUCACGGACUUCUCCCAGAAUGCAAUCUUUCUCAAGUCAACAAGUCUUCGGAAUCCUGCCCUUACAGGUUGAUCAAAGUGUAUCAAGAUUUAUUAGGAUUAUCAAAAUUUCUAAGUCAGUAAUUAAGCCAAACAGCCCCUACCUCCACAGAAUGUUCCCACUGCUGUGUAUUUAUACAUGUAUUGGUUAAGCAGGGUUCGACCGAUAUUGGUUUUUAGAGUCUGAUAUACAAAUACUUUUGAGCUCUAGUAUUUGACAACAUAUAUAUCUAAAAUCCUAGACUAUGACAGGAUUCAUAACAAGGAUUUAAGCCACAUGUAGGUAUUUGUGACUGAAUUACACAGAAAACCACAUGGCAAUAUGUCUGGAUGGAGAAAAAAAUGGGUAUGAUGGCUUCAUAAAAAGUCUAUGGAUGUCACCUGUUACCCAAUAUGGUGCUCAUACAUGUGAUAUAACUGAACAAACUGCCCAAAGAGAAUUACAGGUUGUACAGACAACACCCAUAUAUAACCUUUAGUGUGUCCAAGAAAUAUAUCGGUCAAACCCUGAAUGUGAGUGAAUUAGCAGUUGUCUUGAUGCAGGAGUGGUUCAAAUCCAUUGAUGCGUGGAAGGUAACUGUAAGCCUGCAGAGAAUAAGCCUAUCACGCCUAAACGAACCCAACAGCUCAAUGUCACAGCUGGGAGAUAGUUGUGUUUGGUGAUCUUUGUUUUGUUUUUCGCUCCGACUGCUGCAGGGUUUUCAGUGUCCAUCGCCAGCUGUCACUGGACACCUAAUGUAUGAGCUUUAUGUGUGUGUUUGGAUGUAUGUGAGAGUGUGUUAGAGACAGACGACGAUAGAGAGAGAGAGAGAGAGAGAGAGAGAGAGAGAGAGAGAGAGAGAGAGAGAGAGAGAGAGAGAGAGAGAGAGAACGACACAGAGAGUUUUAUCUUGUCAGUGCUUAGUUAUACCAUCAGAAUGGAUCAGGGACUCAGAUAUCAAAUUCAAAAAUUCAUCAGUUAUUUGUAAAUGCACUAUAUGAACAGUAAUGUGUAACUCUGGUGCUGCUCAGUGGCAGCAUCAAACUUAAUGCAGUGAUAGAAUCUGACACUGAGCUGAAUGGGCUGAAAGUAAGACAGAAACUGCACCGAUUGGUUCUGUUGCUCUGGCAUGUUGUACACAAACAUGGUUACAUUGUCGGCAUUUGAAAUGCAAUCAACUGCACGGUAAUUUUUGCACAUGAUAAAAUUUACACCACUGGUAGAUAAAAUGAGCAGCUAUUGAAGUGACCGCAACUGUAUGUUCAGUGUGUGUGUUUAUCUGCCUUUAUAGCUGUGUCCCAGCUAUGAAGGCAGAUAAAUAUAUAAUAAGACAAACAUCUUUGUGGAUUAAAUUCAGGACUGCGAGCCUUGACAGAGUCUUUGCAGAGUAGAAAUAUAACAGUUCAAACAGAGAUGAUAUGUACACAAAGACAUUCACGUAUAUAUACAGUAGACACACUUGACAAGCCUUUGGAGUAAUUGUAGAAAGCUAUAAAGUCAUGUUAAGACCUCCUAAAAACUCUAGACAACAUGAAUAGGAUUACGUGAAAUAAGAAAAAAGAUGAUGUUGCUCCGUAUUUAACAUAAAAAGGAUUUCACAACAUAGCAGUGUUGCAGCUUGUUUUAAAACGUUAAAAAACAACAUACAAUGGCUGGAUGCAACUCGGUUGGUAUAAUCCAAGUUUCUAGAAGUGAGAUCCCAAAUCGAUUUUAAAACAUGAUUUACACUGCAUGCACUUGCAUUCAAGUUUGUGCAUCCACUUCAGCCAGGCUGCGUGCUAACUGUUUUAGCUUAGCGGCUAAAAAAAGGUGUAAAUGACACCUUUUCAAAUCAGUUUAGGAAUUCUGGGCUUCCAGUCACUUGGA